GGGGCCUCUAAAUUGGGUUGAAGAGCCGAGGUGCCCCGAGAUCCCGGCCCGUCGGCCGGCCCAAGCUGCAGCAGGACUUGGGGCAGAUCCCACACACUGCCCCCAGACCCGUCAGGCGGAGAGUUACCAAAUGUAGAUAACCUUUCCUGCAAUGCUGCAAGCAGAUGGAGGGACCGGCCCCAGGAUCCAGACGCUUACAAAGGGCCACCCCUUCUUCCCAUCCAUUCAUUUUGUUUCAUUCCUGAGUCUACACUAUUCAUUGACGAGCAGGGGCCACGCGGAGAAGCGCUUACAGUCGGUGGGGAAAUAGGCUCCAGACUGAUAGGCUCCACGCUGGGCCACAAGUGCUGUUCCAGCGCUAUCAGUCGGGCGUGGCGCCAGCUGAGCCGGCCUGUCUAAAUUGGUCCCACCACCCGCCCUGCUGGCCAGGAGAGUAGGAUGAGAGGUGGCCGUUAUGAGGACCCUGAGAGCCAUGGCCAUGCAGAAAAUCUUUGCCCGAGAAAUCCUGGACUCCAGGGGCAACCCCACUGUGGAGGUGGACCUGCACACAGCCAAGGGCCGAUUCCGAGCAGCUGUGCCUAGUGGAGCUUCCACGGGUAUUUAUGAAGCUCUAGAACUAAGAGAUGGAGACAAAUCCCGCUACCUGGGGAAAGGAGUGCUGAAGGCUGUGGAGCACAUCAACAAGACUCUGGGCCCUGCUUUGUUGGAAAAGAAACUAAGCGUUGUGGAUCAAGAAAAAGUUGAUAAAUUUAUGAUUGAACUGGACGGGACCGAGAAUAAGUCCAAGUUUGGGGCCAAUGCCAUCCUGGGCGUGUCCUUGGCAGUGUGUAAGGCAGGAGCAGCUGAGAAGGGAGUCCCGCUCUACCGACACAUUGCAGAUCUUGCUGGGAAUCCUGAGCUCAUACUCCCAGUGCCUGCCUUCAACGUGAUCAAUGGGGGCUCCCAUGCUGGAAACAAGCUGGCCAUGCAGGAGUUCAUGAUUCUGCCUGUAGGAGCCAACUCCUUCAAGGAAGCCAUGCGUAUCGGUGCUGAGGUCUACCACCACCUCAAAGGGGUCAUCAAGGCCAAGUAUGGGAAAGAUGCCACCAAUGUGGGGGAUGAGGGUGGCUUCGCACCCAACAUCCUGGAGAACAAUGAAGCCCUGGAGCUGCUGAAGACAGCUAUCCAGGCAGCUGGAUACCCAGACAAGGUGGUGAUUGGCAUGGAUGUGGCAGCAUCUGAAUUCUAUCGCAAUGGGAAGUACGAUCUUGACUUCAAGUCACUUGAUGAUCCUGCCAGGCACAUCACUGGGGAGAAGCUUGGAGAACUGUAUAAGAAUUUCAUCAAGAACUAUCCUGUGGUCUCCAUUGAGGACCCCUUUGACCAGGAUGACUGGGGCACAUGGACCUCUUUCCUCUCGGGGGUGGACAUUCAGAUCGUAGGGGAUGACCUCACAGUCACCAACCCAAAGAGAAUUGCACAAGCUGUUGAGAAGAAGGCCUGCAACUGCCUACUGUUGAAGGUGAACCAGAUUGGCUCAGUGACUGAAUCCAUACAGGCCUGCAAACUGGCUCAGUCUAAUGGCUGGGGGGUGAUGGUGAGCCACCGCUCUGGGGAGACUGAGGACACGUUCAUUGCUGAUCUCGUGGUGGGACUCUGCACAGGACAGAUCAAGACUGGUGCCCCUUGCCGCUCAGAGCGUCUGGCCAAAUACAACCAACUCAUGAGGAUUGAAGAGGCUCUUGGGGACAAGGCUGUCUUUGCUGGACGCAAGUUCCGUAACCCGAAGGCCAAGUGAGAAGCUGGAGGCCCCAAGACCUGACAGGACAGACCCAAGCCUGUGAACUCUUCUUGAAAUAAAAAUGGUGCCAAAUAAGA
Molecule: messenger RNA, 1857 nt
Organism: Heterocephalus glaber (naked mole-rat)
Lineage: Eukaryota; Metazoa; Chordata; Mammalia; Rodentia; Bathyergidae
Gene: Eno3
Product: enolase 3
Biological process (GO): glycolytic process
Cellular component (GO): phosphopyruvate hydratase complex
Molecular function (GO): magnesium ion binding; phosphopyruvate hydratase activity
Source: RefSeq, a predicted model, not a curated record